Molecule: messenger RNA, 6689 nt
Organism: Chiloscyllium plagiosum (whitespotted bambooshark)
Lineage: Eukaryota; Metazoa; Chordata; Chondrichthyes; Orectolobiformes; Hemiscylliidae
Source: RefSeq, a predicted model, not a curated record
GGACACAGGACCUUGUAUGUUGGCGUGCGUAUGCCUCUGGGUAGACAAAGUCACCGACACCACAGGACCCAUGGAUCAAAGCACAAGAAGCGAGAGAAAGUGAAAGGUGCUGUCCAGGAAGAAGGAAAGGACAAUCUCACUUAUGACACCCCUUCCCAGCGAGUACAGUUCAUUUUGGGAACUGAGGAUGAUGAUGAGCAUGUUCCGCAUGAGCUUUUCACUGAACUUGAUGAAAUCUGCGUACGGGGGGGUGAAGAUGCUGAGUGGAAGGAGACUGCCAGGUGGUUGAAGUUUGAGGAAGACGUUGAGGAUGGUGGAGACCGUUGGAGUAAACCAUAUGUUGCCACACUGUCGUUACAUAGCCUGUUUGAGCUACGAAGUUGUAUCAUUAAUGGUACUGUCUUAUUGGACAUGCGUGCAAACAGCAUUCAGGAGAUUGCAGAUAUGAUCCUUGAUCAUCAGGAGUCUUCCAUGGAACUGGAUGAAAACAUUCGUGUGAAAGUGCGUGAAGCUCUUCUGAAAAGACAUCACCAUCAGAUUGAGAGAAAAAGGAAUAAUCUCAUUCCAAUUGUUAGGUCCUUUGCUGAGGUUGGGAAAAAGCAAUCUGAACCUUAUUCCAUGGACAAGGCAGGUCAAAUGCUGUCCCCACAAUCUCUUCCGACUCAUCUUGAAGCUAAAAAUGGAGUCAACCAAGACAAUGUAAAUUUUGAGUCAGGCAAGGUUGACCUUCACUUCAUGAAGAAGAUACCUACUGGAGCCGAAGCCUCUAAUGUCUUGGUUGGCGAGUUAGACUUCCUGAAAAGACCAAUUGUAGCUUUUGUGCGUCUUUCUCCAGCUAUCCUUCUUACAGGACUUACUGAGGUUCCAAUUCCUACCAGAUUUCUUUUCAUUUUGCUGGGACCGGUUGGCAAAGCUCAACAAUACCAUGAGAUUGGCAGGUCUAUGGCCACUAUAAUGACUGAUGAAAUUUUUCAUGAUGUUGCUUACAAAGCCAAGGAUCGGAGUGACCUACUUGCUGGGAUUGAUGAAUUUCUUGAUCAGGUGACUGUUCUUCCCCCGGGUGAAUGGGACCCUUCCAUUCGAAUUGAGCCACCAAAAAAUGUUCCAUCUCAGGAGAAACGGAAACAGCCUGGCAUCCCAAACGGUAAUGCUUGCCAUGUUGAACCUGAGCCACAAGUGGGACACAGUGGUCCUGAACUGCUGCGCACAGGAAGGCUAUUUGGAGGCUUGAUCCUUGAUGUCAAACGGAAGAUUCCCUGUUUCUGGAGUGAUUUUAGGGAUGCCUUCAGUUUACAGUGUGUGGCAUCCUUCCUAUUCCUGUACUGUGCCUGCAUGUCUCCUGUAAUUACAUUUGGUGGCCUCUUGGGCGAAGCAACAGAAGGACGCAUAAGUGCAAUUGAGUCUCUGUUUGGGGCUUCCAUGACAGGAAUAGCAUAUUCUCUCUUUGCUGGCCAACCUCUUACUAUUCUGGGCAGUACAGGUCCUGUGCUGGUGUUUGAAAAGAUUUUAUUCAAAUUCUGCAAGGACUACAAUUUAUCCUACCUGUCCUUGAGAGCGAAUAUUGGACUUUGGACAUCUUUCCUGUGUAUCUUGCUUGUUGCCACUGAUGCAAGCUCUCUUGUUUGUUAUAUAACUCGUUUCACUGAGGAAGCAUUUGCUUCUCUCAUCUGCAUAAUCUUCAUCUAUGAAGCCCUGGAAAAGCUGAUCCAUUUGGGAGAAAUUUAUUCUUUCAACAUGCACACAAAUUUGGACCAACUUACUCAGUACUUCUGUAUAUGUACAGAGCCUCGUAAUCCUGACAACAGAACUCUAGCGUACUGGGAAAAGCACAAUAUUACAAGAUCAUCAGUUCCUUGGGCAAAUCUAACUGUCAGUGACUGUAGGACAUUUCAAGGUGAAUUUGUUGGUCCUUCAUGUGGUCACCACGGGCCAUACACCCCAGAUGUUCUCUUCUGGUCUGUUAUACUAUUCUUUUCUACAUUUGCCCUGUCAGGAUUCCUCAAACAAUUUAAAACAAGUCACUAUUUUCCAACAAAGGUACGAUCAAUGAUAAGUGAUUUUGCAGUUUUCCUGACUAUCUUAUCCAUGGUUCUUAUUGACUAUGCCCUGGGAAUUCCAUCACCUAAGCUUCAAGUUCCUAGUGUCUUUAAGCCAACAAGAGAUGAUCGUGGGUGGUUAAUAAACCCCAUAGGUCCAAAUCCCUGGUGGACAGUUAUUGCUGCCAUUAUACCAGCUCUGCUGUGUACUAUUCUUAUUUUCAUGGACCAACAGAUCACUGCUGUCAUUAUAAACAGGAAGGAACACAAGCUGAAGAAAGGAUGUGGCUAUCACCUUGACCUCCUGAUGGUGGCAGUAAUGUUGGGUGUAUGUUCAGUUAUGGGACUCCCCUGGUUUGUAGCUGCAACUGUUCUCUCUAUCUCUCAUGUGAACAGUUUGAAGCUGGAAUCAGAAUGUUCAGCUCCUGGUGAACAGCCAAAGUUCCUGGGCAUUAGAGAACAGCGGGUCACUGGCCUCAUGAUCUUUGUCCUUAUGGGGUGCUCGGUCUUUAUGACUGGUUUCUUAAAGUUCAUUCCGAUGCCAGUGCUUUAUGGAGUCUUUCUUUACAUGGGGGUCUCAUCACUGAAAGGAAUUCAGUUCUUUGAUCGUCUGCAACUAUUUGCGAUGCCAGCCAAGCACCAACCAGAUUUUAUCUACCUGCGUCAUGUGCCUCUGCGCAAAGUUCACCUUUUUACACUCAUACAGCUCACCUGUCUGGUCCUGCUGUGGGUCAUCAAAGCCUCACCUGCGGCAAUUGUCUUUCCUAUGAUGGUAUUAGCUCUAGUUUUUGUUAGAAAAUUGAUGGACCUUUGCUUUCUGAAGCGUGAGCUAAGCUGGCUUGAUGAUCUAAUGCCUGAAAGUAAGAAGAAAAAACUGGACGAUGCCAAAAAAGUCAAAGAGGAUGGGGAAUCAGAGAAAAUGCUGGAACCAGGGGACGGUGGUGUGCACCUACCAAUGGAAAGUAGAAAACUGCUUCAAAGCCCAGUAAAGAGUAAUAUUUAUAGGUGUGAUCCAUCUGAAAUUAAUAUCUCUGAUGAAAUGUCUAAAUCUACAGUUUGGAAGGCACUCAGUAUGAAUACAGAGAGCAACAAAACAAAGGAUAACACAACUUCAAAAAGCAGUUCCAUUCAAAAAUAAAUGUAUGUUGAUGCUCAUGAAUCAGGUUUUAAUCCCAACAUUGACAGAAAAGGAUGAAGCUGGAAUUGACUCAGGGAAGAGCCAAAGUAGAGAGGUUUUCAAACAAACACCAACACUGCGUCCUGGAACAUCGUUGAAGAAUAAAACAAAUUGAAGGCAACAAAUUGUCCUUUUAAGAACUCCAUUAAGACCUUUCAAAAAGAAGUUGAAGUAUAAUUUUAAUUUUGAUUUUGUUUUUGCAAGUGAUUAGAUUGACCCGAGCAAAAGUUUGAACUCUUGAAAGAAAUGUAAUUUUAUGCAUUUUUAAAAAUUUUCAGUUUUGUGAUACAAUGCCUGACAAAAAUCGACCUUUUGAAAGAUCUUAAUCUCUAACCAGCAUAUAAUUUGAAACAAUUGAUGUAUAGAUGGUAAGAAUAAUUAGAUUUGUUAUAUGUACUGCAUUACAAUUAUGGUGUGAUCACCAGUGCUGUUUCAUGUUAUUUCUACACUUCAAGGUAUGUUUCAUGUCCCUGCAUGAAAGAUCUAUUGUCUAUCAACAUUGUUUACAUGUACCUUGGUCACUAAAUGUUAUCUUUCUAAUUAAUAAAGCAACUUGCAGUGCAAUAUACUGUACAAAUUAAAAUCGCUACUAAUAUACUACAUGGCUAGUGAAAAGAUAAUUCUGAAAAUGUUUUCUAAGAAUCCCUUACCAAUAGACAUUGAGAGGUUUCUGUCAUCUGAAACCCUCAUCAGCCUGCUGGCAGUAAUAUCCCUGUUGUGAACUUUGAGGGGUACUAAAAUGAAUGAUGAACAAUUGUAUGGCAUUGAUAUGAUAAACAAAAUUUAGUUAAUAUUUGUUAUUAUGCUGAAGUGUGCAGGAUGAAAGAAUUAGCUUAGAAUGCUGUGAUUAUAUGAAGCUUCAGAACUAAUUAGAAAAAUACAAAUAUUAAACAAAACCUGCAAAAUCAUACCCUGUGAAGUUCAGUUCUGAGUACAUAAAACGUUUCCUAACUUGCAAGUUCAUUUUUAAAUUGUUCCCACCGGAAGCAUCUGCUGCCACAUUCUUCAAAGGACAUUCUGUAGUCAUGUUUUAAAUUGCUUAUAUAUUGUCAGAUAAUUUCACUUCUAAAUAAUCAUAAGGUAAGUUAAUUAACUGUUUCUUAAAUCAGUACUUUUAACAAGAUGGGAAGCUUAAAGUGCAAUAGCAUAGCAAUACAUAAUUAUUUUCAUUUAUUCUUUUGUGUUAGGGAAGAAAUGUCAGAAAUUCAUUCGAUGAGAAAGGAUUAAAAAUGCAAAUUUAAAUCUAGUAUCAAAACUGAUAUAUAUGUAAGUGCCAUGAAAGUAACACUAGUUCAUCAAAAAGAAUAAGCUGUUGAGGGCAAGUGGUGAGCAAGUCUAUGUCUAAUGCUAGGUAAGACCAUCUACAAUCAGCAGAGAUUAUCAAUAUACUUGAAGAUCACCACAUACCUCUUGACACUAAAGUCAAAAAGUUUUCAGCUGAAGGAGAAAGGUAAUGUCUGGGUGGAAAAAAGAUGGUGUUUUCAGGAAGAACAUAACAGACUUAUCUCUAGUUCAUAACGUAUCAUAGAGGUAGAGAAACCCAAGUCAUGGACUAAAACACCACUACAAUUCUCAAAGGAUUAUAUAUUAUGUUACAACAGAGACUGGUGGAGUGCACUGACGGUCUAUUCCCACUAUGCCACAGGUCACAACAUAAUAUAUUAUGAUAUUGAUAUAGCAAAUUAAAAAUCUUAUCUAUAUCAGGUUUUAAAUAAAAAUAUCUAUCAACCAGUGUUCUUCAGGAAAAGAGAAAAUUUGCUUUUUCUCUGCAAAGGUUCACUGAAAUAAAGAAUAACACUUUCUGGUCAUUAGGGCCAUUCUUGAAGGCAUAAUUGCCAAGGCAUAGAAUGUUCUGAUAUAUGUGGUCAAAUCACUAAUCAUGCAUCAUUGUCUCUGAAGUCGUAGCAGAUGCAAUUUGCUCAGGAAAUACAAUAUUGAGAAGUUCUUGCAAUCAUACUUCCAGAAGAACCAAUCGAUUUUACUUUGAAAUCAAAACAGGGUAUUUUUCAAAAUAGGAAUGACUAAGGGGCAGCCUUUCCCCAUAGGCUUUUGUUUCCCAACUAAUUCCAUAUAUCAAAGCAUCCUCCAUCCAGUCACUGUUCAAACAACCUUAGCAGGAGUCUACAGCAGUACAAGUUAUCACUACUCAUGUGAUUUCCAAUGUCCAAUGAGCUUUCAGUUACCUCUUUGAAAUAAACCACGUCACGCAUUUCCAUAAAAUUCAAAAUAAAGCUGUUUUUCCACAAUCUUUCAAAACCCAAGUCCUCCAAGACAUUUUAAAUCUGAAGUGUCAUCAUAACAAUUAAGACCAUAUUGAAACUGUGCUGGUUGCAGGCUGUUGAGGGCACCUGGCAAUAACAAAAAAAAACUCUAUUCUGCUGUUAAAACUCAUUUCUUCAGAUACUUCAAUUCACAAUUUUAGAAUCUUGUAUCAUUAUGUAACAUCUUUAGAGCACUGUUUUUGUCUGAUUUCCUGGAGAAACACAGCUAUCAAACAAGUAAUUUCCAUUUUAUGAUUUUGAAUGUAUACAUACCAAAAGAAAAUUAAAAUAUGAAAAUAUAUCCUUAGUGAAUUUAAAAAAGUGCAGGCACAAAUUUUUAAUAUAGCUUCUUUCUAGUGGACAUGUAGAAAUAGAGACGCAUUAUUUUAUUUUAAAAGAGACUUAUAGAAAUAUAUUAAUAGAUUAUUUUGUUGCAGAAAACCUAUAGUCUUAUGACAGUUAUAAUGUAAAUAAAAGUACAAGCGGAAAUCAAAUCCACUUGGUCCACCAAGCAGAAGCUUGUUGGCCUAAAUCUGAAGGAUGGACUAAUAGUUCGCAUACACAAGAUGACCACAGACCCCUUCAACUAAGAAAUAUAAAAGUAUAGUAAAGCCAAAAUGGCUUAUAUUUUAGUGAUGCCAUUUUUGUUUCUGUUUAUUAGUCCCAGAUAUUUAGAUGUGAAGACCCAGGUAUAUAAAUUGUUUGUUUACAGUAUUGUUUAAAUGGAGUAAUGUGAUUGCAGUUUCAGUUCAAGGUGAAUGUAAAAGUUAUUUAUGAUAUAGUGGAGGAAUUGUUUGUAAAAGUGCUGUAAAGUCAGGUAAUGCUGUGUUUAAUCUUGUUUUAUUUUGUUGCAAAUUUGUUGUAGUGAAAAUAGAGAUGCAGUAAAAUAAGUGUUCACCUAAACUGUAACAAAUGAAGAAAAGCAUCAUUUUAAAGAGACAAUAUUCCUCUUAUUUAAAUAGGCCUGCAUUUUGCAAAACAUUAGAAUGGAUUUUCAUUUUUUCUUAGCCUGUCAUGAGUAUCAAUGAAGAUGAUAGAAACUUCUUUUCAUUUUUGUUCAAAAUGUUAAAUGAAGUCUUACUAACAAUGUGCAUAGGUCGUGAAAUGCAGCCUUUUUAGAACAAGAGCAGAAAUUCUGUGAACUUAAAUAAUUAAAAUGUGAAUGGAACAAUUAUAAUUUAUUUCUAUAAGGAAAUAAAAAUGAUUAAAAUACAA